GUGUGUUUUGUAAAUCUGCAAUCAUACCCUUUCUAUACAAGACUACCUAUGCUUGGAACAAACAUCAUAUUGCUAACCGACCAAAACAAUAUAACCCGCAAAAACAUCAGUCAAUACCAGAAAAUAUAUUGAGACUCGACCUCGCUGUGCCGUCGACUGUCAACAAAGACAGAGGACCUAGGUGGUAGACACGCAAAAGUGUUUAUUUGAAAAAAAGUAAAGAAAAAGUGCAGGUAUACGUGAUUUUCGAUAUAUACCGUGGAGUGAGAGAGAGAGAGAGGCUCCAACCCUUUCUUUGUACUCAAUGGUUGUCAACUGUCUACUAUGAGGAAUGGUUAUUAGACCUGCUUUCCAUGCCAAGCUGUUAGAAGACACAACUUUAAAGUGUUGUUAAGAUCAAAAUAUAUUUUACUGCAUCAUCAUUAAUCUGCAAAGACAAGAAAUUAUAUCUCCAUGGAACAAGAACAAGGAGUUAUGCGAGAACACUUGGAGAGCGACAGCAGCGGCUACUUGGUUAUUGACAUGAAUUCCAGAGAAAGAAGUAGCAUUUGCAUAGAUGAAGAGAAUGCAGUGUACAUUAAGCAAGAGGAUGAUAUAGAGAUAAAGGAGGAAAAUUCAUUUGAUUUUGAGGAAAAUGAAGUUUUACAUACAGACUGGAAUCCUUUAGAUGAUGGCCAGAGUGUGACUGAAGGGUUUUCCCUCAAACACUCUCCUUUAUUGAGCAUAGUAGAUAAAACCCGCUUUUGUAAUGAAUGUGGAAAGACAUUCUGUAGUAAAAAUGCAUUGGUCAUUCACAUGAGAAUACAUUCUGGAGAGAAACCUUUCAGAUGCGAGGUGUGUGCUAAAGCUUUUUCUAGUAAUGGGCAUCUUCUACGGCACCUCAAGGUACAUACAGGAGAAAAACCAUAUACAUGUGACAUAUGUAAUGAGAAAUUUGGUCGAAAAGAAAAUGUUGUAAUACACAUGAGACGUCAUACAGGAGAAAGGCCUUAUGAUUGUGAUAUGUGUGGCCGGAAGUUUGCUCAGAAAAGUGCUCUUGUGAGCCAUAAAAAAAUGCAUACAGGAGAGAAGCCUUUCAGUUGUACAAUGUGUGAUGCAAAGUUUGCAUUUAGAGGAGGUGUAGUAACACACAUGAGGGUUCAUACAGGUGAGAAGCCUUUUGUUUGUCAGAUAUGUGAAAGGGCAGAGAAGCCUUAGUACUCAGGAGAAAGCCACACAUGUGAGAAACCUUUCAGCUGUGUGUACUGUGGUGAAAACUUUACCAAUAAGGGAAAUUUGAUAACUCAUGUUAGGGUACACACUGGAGAAAAGCCUUAUAGUUGCAAUAUCUGUGAAGUGCGUUUCUCUCAAAGAAGCAGUUUGGUUGUGCAUAUGAGAGUGCAUGCAAGAGAUGAGUUACUUUAACAUUAGAUAAGAUUUGAAGGAAAACUACAAUUUUUAAAGUUUACUUAGUAAGCCAGAUAAUGUAUCAGACAAAUGCUUUUAGUACAGUAUAAGUACAUAUUUUGAGUGUGCAUUCUGCAAGUUGUACAAUAGUUGAACUUGUGCUUGUAUAAUAUGGACAUUGUAUAUCAUGCUUUAAUAUAUUAAUUAGAUUAA
Molecule: messenger RNA, 1599 nt
Organism: Penaeus vannamei (Pacific white shrimp)
Lineage: Eukaryota; Metazoa; Arthropoda; Malacostraca; Decapoda; Penaeidae
Product: gastrula zinc finger protein XlCGF57.1
Biological process (GO): regulation of DNA-templated transcription
Molecular function (GO): DNA-binding transcription factor activity, RNA polymerase II-specific; RNA polymerase II cis-regulatory region sequence-specific DNA binding
Source: RefSeq, a predicted model, not a curated record